CAAGCUAAGCAAGACCAUGGCCAUGGCCCGCCCCGUCGUCGCGCACCUCUUCUUCCUCCUCCUCCUCGUGUCGACGGCGCCGGCGGUGCGGACGACCCCGGACGCCGGCACCCUCUUCGAGGCGUGCAACAAGACGCUGUUCCCCAAGGUGUGCCUGCAGGCGCUCAAGGACAACCCCGAGUGCCAGGCGGCGACGCCGCGGCGGCUGGCGGAGCUGUCCGUGUACGUGACCGCGGAGGUGGGCAUGACGGUGACGGCGUUCGCGCACCGCGAGCUCAACGGCAUCAAGGACGCCGUGCUGUACCGGUGCCUGGACACCUGCUCCGAGGACAUCGAGGAGGCGGUGGCGCACCUCUCGUCGCUCACCCGCGACCUCACCGACGCCAAGUUCCUCGAGGUCAAGACCUGGCUCGCCGCCACGCUCGGCGGCACCUCCACCUGCGAGGACGCCUGCAAGGACGCGCCCGUCAGCGACGUCAAGAACGCCUGCAUCACCAAGAGCUUCGAGUUCGAGAAGCUGCUGCGCGUCACGCUCGACCUCAUCACCGAGGCCUCGGGCUCCAUGUCCGCCGAGGUCGCGCUGCCGCCGGCGGGCUCGGGCGCCAGCGCCGUGGCCGGCGCGCCGUCGUCGUACGGCGCCGCGGCGCCGUUCGGGGGCUACGGCGGCGGGCCGAGUGCGGGUGCUCCGGCGCCGUCGUCGGGGCCCGCCGGUGCCUCCGACGCCGACGCGACGGCAUGAGCGCCUUGAUCAGAUCCGGAUCCUCCCAGAUUUGUCGAUUGGUGAUCAUGCGUGCCUGUCUGUUAAGAAUUUAGGAUCGUUUGGAAGGUAGAACCGCCGCAUAACUAGUGCAGAGGCCUGCAGCGAGUAGGCCUGAUCGAGCUGAGUGUUUUUUUUUCCUCUUCUUUUCUUUUCUUCUCUUUUUGAUAUAUAGGAUGAGCUGCUGCUGGGUGAUCUAUCGUGAGAUUAUUGGUGUUAACUUCGACAUAUGUUACAACGGUUAGCCAUCGUUAUAUUUGUUCAGAAUCUAUAUAAUGCACGAUUUGAUCA
This is a messenger RNA of Panicum virgatum (switchgrass), 1048 nucleotides long. RefSeq names its product pectinesterase inhibitor-like. Gene Ontology annotation, molecular function: enzyme inhibitor activity. The coding region runs from base 17 to 739 and encodes 240 amino acids. Gene Ontology annotation, biological process: negative regulation of catalytic activity. The record is from RefSeq and is a predicted model, not a curated record. The transcript has a single exon. Lineage: Eukaryota; Viridiplantae; Streptophyta; Magnoliopsida; Poales; Poaceae.